Messenger RNA from Verruconis gallopava, 859 nucleotides. RefSeq lists its product as uncharacterized. Gene Ontology annotation, molecular function: structural constituent of ribosome. The record is from RefSeq and is a predicted model, not a curated record. Gene Ontology annotation, cellular component: ribosome; cytosolic large ribosomal subunit. The transcript is spliced from 4 exons. Gene Ontology annotation, biological process: translation; ribosomal large subunit assembly. NCBI's taxonomy places the organism in Eukaryota, Fungi, Ascomycota, Dothideomycetes, Venturiales, Sympoventuriaceae. The coding region runs from base 27 to 488 and encodes 153 amino acids.
CGACAUCCACGACAUCCAGUAUUGCAAUGGCGCCCAAGGGAGACAAGUCAUCCAACAAAAAGCCAGCGGCCAAGGCCAAUGCCGCCGCAAAGGCAGCACUCAAAGGCUCGAAUGCGCACAAGACACGCAAAGUCCGUUUGAGCACGACGUUCCGUCGACCGAAGACGCUCUCCCUGCCGCGGGCACCAAAGUACCCUCGCAAGUCUAUCCACUCUGAGCCACGUCUGGAUGCCGCAAACAUCCUGCUCUACCCCCUCAACACCGAGUCGGCCAUGAAGAAGAUUGAAGAGCACAACACGCUGGUGUUCAUCGUUAACGUCAAGGCCAACAAGCAGCAAAUCAAGGCCGCACUCAAGUCCAUGUACGAUGUCGACACUGUCAAGAUCAACACGCUCGUCCGCCCAGACGGCACCAAGAAGGCUUACGCCCGCCUGACACCGGAUCUGGACGCCUUGGACGUGGCAGCAACCAAACUGUCCAUUGUCUAGAGGUUUAAUGCAUGGAAGUGGGUUUGGCGUUCUAAGAAGCAUUGUGUCAUCAUCAUGAGGAGCGGGUUAAAAAGUCUCCUAUGGGUGUCAUUAUUUUUCCCCGUUCCGAAAGGAGACGGGACGACGAUCUGAGGGCCGUCGGAGCUUGAUAGCGAAAAUAAAUGCAUUUACACAUAUACCCAUGCAACGUUGGUAUUUUGUGGUCAAUCGAAGUCUUUCAUUGAGUGAUGAGUCUCUCUCCGCCGAUUGCUGAUAUCGCUGUGAGCGUGUAUAUAUGCCCACCUAUACGGCGGAAACGCCAGUAAUGCCCUGUCUAUGCCAUGUAUCUUAUUCUUACAGUCCACAUCCUAUACCAUACAUGUCUUUAAACA